AUGGGGAGUCCUUCGGGGCCCCCAGGCCUCCUCCAAGUCCCACACCUCCUCCUCCUCCUCUGCCUGGUCAGCCUCCUCCCAACGCUGCUCCAAGCGGCCAGGUCGAGUCGGGCAUCCCAAGACCAGCCCCUGUGGACACUUCUGGAGCAGUACUGCCACGCGGUCACGACCCUCGCCAACCUGUCAGGUCCCUACUCCCACUGCAACACGACCUUGGACCAGAUCGGGACGUGCUGGCCCCGGAGCGCGGCCGGAGCCCUCGUGGAGAGGCCGUGCCCCGAGUACUUCAACGGCGUCAAGUACAACACGACCCGGAAUGCCUACCGAGAAUGCUUGGAGAAUGGGACAUGGGCCUCAAGGAUCAACUACUCCCAGUGUGAGCCCAUUUUGGAUGACAAGAGGAAGUACGACCUGCACUACCGCGUUGCCCUCGUUGUCAACUACCUGGGCCACUGCGUUUCCGUGGCAGCCCUGGUGGCCGCCUUUCUGCUUUUCCUGGCCCUGCGGAGCAUCCGCUGUCUGCGAAACGUGAUCCACUGGAACCUUAUCGCCACCUUCAUCCUGCGAAACAUCAUGUGGUUCCUGCUGCAGCUCAUCGACCACGAAGUGCAUGAGAGCAAUGAGGUCUGGUGCCGCUGCAUCACCACCAUCUUCAACUACUUUGUGGUGACCAACUUCUUCUGGAUGUUUGUGGAGGGCUGCUACCUGCACACGGCCAUCGUCAUGACCUACUCCACCGAGCGCCUGCGCAAGUGGCUCUUCCUCUUCAUCGGAUGGUGUGUCCCCUGUCCCAUCAUUGUUGCCUGGGCCAUCGGCAAACUCUACUAUGAGAAUGAACAGUGCUGGUUUGGCAAGGAGCCCGGUGACCUGGUGGACUACAUAUACCAGGGACCCAUCAUCCUUGUGCUCCUAAUCAAUUUUGUUUUUCUGUUCAACAUCGUCAGGAUCCUAAUGACAAAAUUACGAGCAUCCACCACAUCUGAGACGAUCCAGUACAGGAAGGCGGUGAAGGCCACCCUGGUCCUCCUGCCCCUCCUGGGCAUCACCUACAUGCUCUUCUUUGUCAAUCCCGGGGAGGACGACCUGUCGCAGAUCGUGUUCAUCUAUUUCAACUCCUUCCUGCAGUCCUUCCAGGGUUUCUUUGUGUCUGUCUUCUACUGCUUCUUCAAUGGAGAGGUGCGCUCAGCGGUGAGGAAGAGAUGGCACCGCUGGCAGGACCAUCACUCCCUCCGAGUGCCCGUGGCCCGAGCCAUGUCCAUCCCCACAUCACCCACGCGGAUCAGCUUCCACAGCAUCAAGCAGACGGCUGCUGUGUGACCCUCAGUCACCUGCCUCCCCCUGUGUUCCUCCUCUGCCUUCUUCCUCUGGGAUCUCCAUGCUGUGCAGGCUCAGGAGGGGCAGGACAGAAGGGAGACACCGACUCUCCGGCCUGGCAGGAAGGGGCGGGGCGGCAGCAGAAGGGGACCCGCAGGGACCAG
Messenger RNA from Carlito syrichta (Philippine tarsier), 1478 nucleotides. RefSeq names its product corticotropin releasing hormone receptor 2 (gene CRHR2). NCBI's taxonomy places the organism in Eukaryota, Metazoa, Chordata, Mammalia, Primates, Tarsiidae. The record is from RefSeq and is a predicted model, not a curated record. The transcript has 13 exons. Gene Ontology annotation, molecular function: corticotrophin-releasing factor receptor activity; peptide hormone binding; corticotropin-releasing hormone receptor activity. Gene Ontology annotation, cellular component: dendrite; axon terminus; plasma membrane. Gene Ontology annotation, biological process: cell surface receptor signaling pathway; adenylate cyclase-modulating G protein-coupled receptor signaling pathway; long-term synaptic potentiation. Bases 1 to 1317 code for a protein of 438 amino acids.